Molecule: messenger RNA, 2035 nt
Organism: Micropterus salmoides (largemouth bass)
Lineage: Eukaryota; Metazoa; Chordata; Actinopteri; Centrarchiformes; Centrarchidae
Product: carbonic anhydrase 1-like
Exons: 7
Coding region: 158-940 (260 amino acids)
Biological process (GO): carbon dioxide transport
Cellular component (GO): cytoplasm
Molecular function (GO): carbonate dehydratase activity; zinc ion binding
Source: RefSeq, a predicted model, not a curated record
CAUCAUGCGGCCAACAGCAGCCUGAUCGACACGCCGCUUACAGAGGACCCUAUAUAAGCUCCGCAGCUGUCAGGUGGAGGACACUGGCUGCUUUGCACAACGGGAGACUCGCUUUAGGGAUUACUGCUCUAUAUACUCAUAGAUCCACACUGUAACGAUGUCUCAUGCUUGGGGAUACGCACCAGACAACGGACCCGACAAAUGGGCUGUUAACUUCCCUAUUGCCAAUGGACCCCGCCAGUCUCCCAUUGACAUCGUACCUGGGAAAGCAUCAUACGACGCGAAGCUGAAGCCGCUCAAACUGAAGUACGACCCCGCAAACAGCCUUGACAUCCUCAACAACGGACAUUCCUUCCAAGUGACCUUCGUAGAUGACACCGACAGCUCAACUCUGAGAGACGGACCGAUCUCAGGGAUCUACAGACUCAAGCAGUUUCAUUUCCACUGGGGAGCUUCUGAUGACAAGGGCUCUGAACAUACUGUAGCUGGGAAGAAGUAUCCUGCUGAGCUCCAUCUGGUGCACUGGAACACCAAAUAUGCAAAUUUUGGUGAGGCCGCUAGCAAGCCUGACGGGCUCGCUGUUGUUGGAGUAUUCCUGCAGAUUGGUGGUGACAAUGCCAGUCUCCAGAAGGUUCUUGACGCCCUUAAUGCCAUCAAGGCCAAAGGCAAGCAGACCUCUUUCACUGGCUUUGACCCCACUACCUUGCUCCCUAGUUGCCUAGACUACUGGACAUAUGAUGGCUCUCUGACCACACCCCCUCUGUUGGAGAGCGUUACCUGGAUUGUCUGUAAAGAGCCAAUCAGUGUCAGCUCUAAGCAGAUGGCCAAAUUCCGCAGCCUGCUCUUCUCAGCUGAGGGUGAGACCGAGUGCUGCAUGGUGGACAACUACCGCCCUCCCCAGCCCCUUAAGGGUCGCUCUGUCCGUGCUUCCUUCAAGUAAUACCCCCUCCCCCCUCGUGUCGCUGUUGCCCCCCCCCACCCACCCAUUAGUCAGACACCCCAAGUUGCUUCUCUAGCAGUGAGCCAUAAAGCACACAUAUCUCAUAUUUAAAGAAAUUUAAUUCCUGUGACCCAUUGCUUUUAACUACAUGACCAUCUGCACACACAGACACACAGGACACACACAAUCUCUCUGCCAGCCUGUCUGUAAUCUCUGACUGACUGCCAGCCUCUGCAUCACAGCAGCUUAAUGAAACGCUGCAGCCGCCUUCGUUGCAACUGAAUGACUCAGAAAAUCCCCCUCUGGCACAUACACACAAACAACAUAACACGAACGGUCUUAUGUGGACACGGUGCCUAUAGGCAGUGACCUGCUUAUUGAUUUAAAUUCAGUAUAGCGCAACACAGGACCUGAGGGCAGACCGCUGCUAGCAUUAGCUACUGAACAUCAUGACAUUGGCUCAUCUCUCUGUUUUUACAGCCUAAUCUUCAAAUCAUUCAUGUGUUUGUCAUCCCGUGUGGUGUCUUUAUUAUUAUGGAUUAUGUCUAGCUUAUGUUUGAGAGCUUAUGCAAUAUAAAUCUUAAGUGAUUCCUAAAUAGUCUUUUAUAAGCAGAAGGUCAUCCGCAUUUUUGAUGCCCUGACAAUACAGCAAUAGAGAGGAAUGAUCCUCCUUUUUAAAAUGCAAUGUAAUGUGUAGAGAAAAUCCCUGCCUGUGUUGUUUUGAAACCUCAUUGUGUUGAGUGCUAAAGCUUAAAACGCACAAUUGCCUUGUGGGCAAUGAUAGAGUGGCUAAUGCACAAAGGCAGGGAAGAAAUUACCCUGCCAAGGAAGCCAAGGAAGAAUCUGCCAACAGAUGAGAUUAUAAUGUCACACUGGUGUCCCGAAGACCUCUGGUUUUAACUCCCAUAUGCACUUCGGAAACAAUAGAGAAGCUUGAUAAAAGCAAUUUAUUUCCAGAAAGAUUGUUAUAAACAUAAAAAUGCAAAACGCCUUAUGCCAAGCAUUAUUAGGGCCAACCCAUGAGUAUGUGUUGUUUCAUUCUAUUUUGGAAGUGGACAUUUAACUAGUUCAAUAAAUAUAUUUUAUGACUUACAA